GUUUUGUUGUCAUGCAGUCAUGUUUUUCAUAGGACUUGUCUUGAAGCAUUUGAAAAGUUUUCUGGGCGCAAAUCUUGUCCCAUGUGUAGAAAAGAACAGUACCAAAGAAGGAUUAUCCAUGAAGGUGCCAAGGAGUACAGAGAGAAAUGUGCAACAAAGAUACAGUCUGCCUGGCGUGGCUACAUUGUGCGGCAGUGGUACAAGAGGUUAAGGCAAACAGUGCCACCAAAAGACCCCAAACUUAGAAAGAAGUUUUACGAAAACAAGUUUCAAGAUAUCACCGACCGUCUCCUUCAAUCAAUGGAAGCUAGUAACCAGAGUGUUGAUAAUCUGUUGUUGGAGAUCGACCAAUCCAUAGCCGCUAGUCGUGACACGAUGAGACAAUUGAACGAAAACAGUGAAGACACAUCAACCGAGACAGACUGGGAUCAAGUCCAACUUCAAGCCGUUCAGAGAAGUGUCACUGACUGUCCGAUCUGUAUCAUGCCACUCACUGACCAAGGACUGUACCGGAAAAACCCUUCAUCACGGCCCACUGUUCUUCUGUCUUGUUCACACGUGUUCCAUGCCACAUGUCUGCAGGCUUUUGAAGAAUUUUCCUUUGAAAAACGCCGCGUGUGUCCUGUUUGUCGGUCUUCUUACCACAAGAAGAUAAUGUAGAGGCCAUACAAAGGAAACUCUUUAACACAGGAAGAUCAUAGACUCUAU
Molecule: messenger RNA, 708 nt
Organism: Pocillopora verrucosa
Lineage: Eukaryota; Metazoa; Cnidaria; Anthozoa; Scleractinia; Pocilloporidae
Source: RefSeq, a predicted model, not a curated record